AUGAAUCAAGCGUUACAAGUGCUGGUGGACACACUGUUGCUGCUGUACUACUGGUGCGAAGGGAUUGUACUGUUUUUUGUGCCCAAACGGCUGCGAUUCAAGUCGGUUGAGUCGGACAUCGCGCUGAUCACCGGCGGGGGAAGCGGUUUGGGUCGGCUAUUGGCCCAACGAUUUGCCCGAUUGGGCGCCCGUGUGGUGGUGUGGGACGUGAAUCAGUCGGCUCUGGACGAGACGUGUAAACUGAUUAAUCAGGAGCUGAAUGCCGGCAUAGCCGGUGGGACAGGCGGUGGUAAGCAACGGGUGUAUAGCUAUGUGUGCGACAUAUCGGACAGGGAGGUCGUGUACGCGACGGCCGAUCGGGUCCGUCGCGAUGUCGGCAAAGUGACCAUUUUGGUCAACAACGCGGGAAUAGUGUCCGGAAAGCGAUUCCUGGAGACCCCCGACGACAAGAUUGUCAAAACGUUUGAAGUGAACGCCAUUUCACACUUUUGG
This is a messenger RNA of Medioppia subpectinata, 492 nucleotides long. The record is from the annotation of a GenBank genome assembly. NCBI's taxonomy places the organism in Eukaryota, Metazoa, Arthropoda, Arachnida, Sarcoptiformes, Oppiidae.